UGCCCCGCAGUAUUUCUUCUCUGGCGCAAGCGCAAGCAAGCUUCCAAGCUCCUUCCAAAUUGUCCACUUCGACGUCAAAGGCAAUUGCCGAGCUAUCUGGGCAAUCCAACAUACAACACCAUUCGACCUCAGCUUAACCGAAUCGUGCUACUGGCUCCAUUACCAUGUCUUCCGAAUCCAAACCGGUCAAGGACCCCGCCGAGGCAGCGACCGACCCUGCCCCCGCAACAGCCCACGAAUCCGAAUAUGAAGACGUGGACGACGACCAGCCCGAAGAUGCCAACGCCACCGCCGGCUCGAGCUCGACCGCCUCCAAGAAGAAGAAGAAGAAGUCGAAGCGCCAAAAGAUCAAGGAUGCCGUGGGCGUCGGCAGCAGCAGCAGCAGCUCUGCCCAGUCCGACGCGACCAAGGCCCUCGGAGGCUUGACCUCCGAGCAGCUUACCGACCUCCUCAAGAUGAACCCGGCGCUGGCGCACGAGCUCGGCAACGCCCUCAACACGACCGGCAAGGACGAGGCGGCCACCAUCGACCAGCUCAAGAAGCUGAGCCUGCAGGAGAUCAUGACGGGCCUGGCGGCCAGCGGCAAGAACGUCAAGGACAUGGCCAGCUACAAGUUCUGGCAGACGCAGCCCGUGCCAAAGUUUGGCGAGGACGAGCGCGCCGCGGCUCAGCUGCCCGACGGUCCCUUUGUGGUCCAGACCGUGGACGACGUCCCCAAGGAUGCGCCAAAGAUGAUUGAGGGCUUUGAGUGGUGCACGCCCAACCUCGAGGAUCCGAAAGAGAUCACCGAGGUUUACGAGCUGCUCAAUGGUCACUAUGUGGAAGAUGACGAGGCCAUGUUUAGGUUCAAAUACUCGGUUUCGGUGCUGAAGUGGGCAAUGAUGUCCCCAGGCUGGAAGAAGCAUUGGUGGGUCGGUGUGCGCGCUACACAGUCCCGAAAGCUGGUGGCCUUCAUCUCGGGUAUCCCAAUGAAGCUUCGCGUCAGGGAAAAUGUCCUCGACAGCGCCGAGGUCAACUUUAUCUGCGUCCACAAGAGGCUUCGUUCCAAGAGGAUGGCACCGGUGCUCAUCAGGGAGGUCACGCGACGUGUCAACUUGGAGGGCAUCUGGCAGGCCAUUUACACGGCCGGUGUUGUUCUGCCCAAGCCUGUCAGCACAUGUCGCUACUUCCACCGCGCACUCGACUGGCAAAAGCUCUACGAGAUCGGCUUCAGCCCGCUGCCUGCCAACAGCAAGCCAAGCUACCAAGUUAUGAAGUACAAGCUCCCCGAAAAGACAUUGGUCAAGGGCCUGCGAGAGAUGAAGGAGAAGGACAUCCCUGCCGUGUCGAAGCUGCUGCACCAAUACAUGAAGCGCUACGACCUUGCGCCAGUGUAUGACGACACCGAGAUGAAGCAUUGGUUCCUUGACACGUCCGAAGCCGGCGACGAGAGGGUCGUCUACUCUUAUGUUGUCGAGGACGAUGACAAGAAGAUCACCGACUUCUUCUCCUUCUACUUACUUUCGUCCUCGGUCUUGAACAAUCCAAAGCACAGUGUGCUACGUGCUGCCUACAUCUGGCAGUACGCUAGCGACGUUGCGUUCCGGGAGCCCUUCGACAAGGCGGCGCUGAAGAAGCGUCUGAAUGAGCUGAUCAAGGACAUGCUCAUUCUUGCAAAGAGCCACAAAUUCGACGUGAUGAACGGACUUUCCAGCCUGGACAACGGAUUCUUCUUGGAGGAACAGAAGUUUGGCCCUGGAGAUGGACAGCUUUUCUACUACCUUUUUAACUACCGAACAGCACCUAUCGCAGGUGGCAUUGAUGCCAGGAACGACUUGACUGGAAACGGCAGCGGCAUUGGCCUGAACAUGUUAUGAUCGGAUUAGAUCAGACAGAUCAGCAAUCAUGCAUACUGCAACAGGCUGAGGAGGAAAAGGUGUGAGCGAACACAGCUGUCUCGCGUGCAUGGGUGGAUAAUGGAGCGAUUCUAAGCUGUGUUGGGGUUAGCUCUUUGCAACGCAUUUGGGACACUUUGUUGACUGGCAAAGCUACCGUAGUAUGAUUUGCUUACAAAGCGCGAGAGCAUGGUGGAUCGGAAUCAUGGGAUCCGUCAUGCCGCCACUAUGACAAGGUAUAUAUCCUGGCAAAAUGGCGUGUUGGUGUUUUUAUUCGCACUUGGAACAAUUUAGGACUUUAUAGGGAACGCUUGCCUUGAAGGAACCCGGAACCACGUAGCUAUACCCACAUAUUCAAACACCGAUGAUAGCUUUUUUUUUCUUUUUCAGUCCUUUUAUUUGAAGGCAAAAUGGAGGUGUUGCGGAAAAGAUCAUUCAUGCGAU
Messenger RNA from Pyricularia oryzae 70-15, 2318 nucleotides. RefSeq names its product glycylpeptide N-tetradecanoyltransferase. Gene Ontology annotation, biological process: N-terminal peptidyl-glycine N-myristoylation. The transcript has 5 exons. Gene Ontology annotation, cellular component: cytoplasm. NCBI's taxonomy places the organism in Eukaryota, Fungi, Ascomycota, Sordariomycetes, Magnaporthales, Pyriculariaceae. The record is from RefSeq and is a predicted model, not a curated record. Bases 165 to 1856 code for a protein of 563 amino acids. Gene Ontology annotation, molecular function: glycylpeptide N-tetradecanoyltransferase activity.